CGUGCUGUAAUCGCUUCCUCUGUUAUGUGACAUGCGCAUUACGUUUAUUUGCGGCGUGUUGUGAUUAAUUUCCUACGCCUAUUUGUAUUUUCGCUGUUUUAGUGGAAUUUACCUUUAAUAUUUAAUACGUUAAAUAAAAUGAAUUCCUCUAGUAAUGCAACACAUUUGCCGCCACCGCCAAUAAUGUGGGCUCAAAGAAAAGACAAACUGUUUCUCACAGUACAGUUAGAGAACUGUGCCAACCCAACAAUUACAUUGAAAGAUAACAGUCUGUAUUUUCAUGGUAAAGGAGGCUCAGGCAACACAGAUCAUGAAGUUUUGCUAGAGUUCAACAAAGAAAUAGACCCUGAUUCAUCAAAGUAUCAUGUGACUGGUCGUGAAAUUAUUUUUGUUAUUAUGAAAAAAGAUAGCAGUUCAGGAUUUUGGCCUCGACUUUUAAAGGACUCAAAGAAGGUACAUUACUUAAAAACAGACUUUGAAAAAUGGAGAGAUGAAGAUGAUUCUGAGGUAGAAGAGCAAGAUGACUUUAACCUUGAUGAGAUGAUGCAAUCCAUGGGUGGUCUACAGGGAGGAGCUGGUGCUGAUUUAGGGGACCAAGAAGAUAGUGAUGAUGAAAACUUACCAGACCUUCAAUAAUAGAAUCCCAUUGGCCCAGUCCUAUUGUUUUAGAAUGUGAACAAAUUGUGUGAAUGUGUGUGUUUGUGUGUGUACUUUACACUAGGGACAUAGUCACAGUCAUAAUCUGAACAUGAACUAUGUUUGUAAGACUGUCUAGCUGACCUUGUCAUAGAUGUCAGAGUCAGGACUGUGAAUAGAAGUGCUCAUGUCUCCCCAUCGUUUCAUUUUUUAUUUUUUUUUUAUAUAUCACUGGUUUUGUUAAUAAAAGUUUUAUCGUUAUGUAAAGAUUUUUUAACACUACGUUUCUUCCUUUUCAACUUUGUGUUGUUGUUGGUACAUUCAUUGGUUUUCAUUUUAUUUGCUGAGCUUUUCAACACUAUGAUUUAUUUAAGCAUAAGUGAUUUUUUUUCUAAUUAGAAAGAGUAUUGAGUUCUCCGGUUAUAAAUCCUAGCUGACCUGAUUUCUUAGCAUGUUUGGACCAGUGUUAUUUGUAGUAGUUUUCUGGUGGCUUGGCCAUAUCUGACAGCUUAUGAAAUUGUCUCCCUUCCCUAAUUUUGUUCACUAUUGCAUUUGUAAUUUCCAUGUGAUCAAAGAAGUAUUUGAUUUCAAUGCUUAUAACAAGAUGAAGGCCACAGAAGCCUGUGCAUUAGAAUAGUAGAAAUCUCAUUAUAUGGCAUAUUCAAGAACUCAGACAAUUAAUGUAAAUAAAAAUUUGGAAUAAACAUUUUGUGUGUGUUUCA
This is a messenger RNA of Biomphalaria glabrata, 1358 nucleotides long. RefSeq lists its product as uncharacterized. The record is from RefSeq and is a predicted model, not a curated record. Gene Ontology annotation, biological process: protein folding; chaperone-mediated protein complex assembly. NCBI's taxonomy places the organism in Eukaryota, Metazoa, Mollusca, Gastropoda, Planorbidae. The coding region runs from base 139 to 636 and encodes 165 amino acids. The transcript has 7 exons. Gene Ontology annotation, molecular function: protein-folding chaperone binding; Hsp90 protein binding. Gene Ontology annotation, cellular component: cytosol; nucleus.